AUGUUCACCUGCAAGCCUGUUACAGGAACUGUUGGAUCUCUUCUUCGAGACAUUCAGAAGACGGAUGGAGGAGUGUAUCAAGCUGACUGCUUUACAACGAACGGCGAACGCCUUGCAAAAUCUACCUCAUUUUGUCAUCUGCUUCUUUUAAAAGAGUUCGAUCUGGAGCUCAACAAGAAAAAAUACAACAUCAAAGUCCCGAUGGAAGUCUCUGAAAAAGUUUACUCGCCAUCAGUCCCGGCCGAUAAUGGGGUUAACGAGAUGAGAUAUCAAGUAGCCAAGAUUUACACAGCCUUGAAUAUUGAGGCGAAACAACAUGAGAAAGAAGAAGAACUUCUGAAAGAAAAAGAAGCUCUCAUGAAAGAAAUGAAACCUUUCUUUGAAGCAAACGAUGUACUAGUCCAAAAAGUGGAAGCAAAAACGAAAGCCAUCCAAUACGGAAUUCUGGCUUACAUGGUCUUCCAGUGGUCAGCUCUCGCUCGCCUCACUUGGUGGGAGUACUCUUGGGACAUCAUGGAACCUGUCACUUACUUCAUAACUUAUGGUACCUCUGUUGCUUUAUAUGGGUUUUACGUUCUCUCUAAAACUGCGCCUAAUUACGAUUCCUAUGAGCAGCGACUUAAGCUCUUGUAUACCCAUAAGAUGGCACCUUCUCUUACUCUCGAUAUUCCUGAGCAAAAGAAAAUGAAUGGCCGAACCGACAUUUAUUUCCAAGAGAAAGGCAUUUUUGCAUUCGCAGAAAUUGUGGAUAAUCGCUGGAAAGGAAAUCGGGACCUAAAUGGGGAGAUUCCCCACGAAAUUCGCGACGACUACUUCCUUGCGUACAAUUUUGCAGCGUAUAGAGCGGCAAAGGAUCAGAAAAAGAAAAUGAGCAUUGCGGUCAAAAAACAGAAAGCAGAAUCAACAUGGAGCAUCAAUGCAAAUGAAAUCGAUAUUAUCAAUCUCACUCGUAAAAAAAUCGUAAAAAUAUUCGAUGAAGCCAUUUCAACCGUCAGGUCUAACACUCCAAGAUUUCCAUAUCCUUCGGAAGCCGUCCUCGUGCUUUUGAACGGAGAAUGGUCAUGUGGAUUGAUUCCUUUGAAUUCAAGACCAUCGUUUGCAAACCAAAUACUCAAGUUGCCAGUUUAUCUUGUUUUCAAAAAGAAAAUUGAAUUCUGUUACCCAGAGAAGAUUUAUCUGAUCCCUCCCGGUUCUCCCAUCUUGAAUAUACCAAUCGAGCCAGUUCCUUUUGGACUCAUGCCGCCUAUUUCUCCAAAAUUCACGAAAGGCCAUUGGGGAAGAAUCCAAAUACUCUUCGAUUGGAUGCGCAAAUGGAAGUCUAUUGGACUCAACCAAGAGGUCGAAGGCGAAAUCAUCUAUAUUGACAAGACUAAUCGUUAUUGUGGGAUUACUGCAAAUACAACCUAUGGAUCACAGGCGAUAUCUGAGUUGUUAUGUAGAUUAUGGAAGGAACUGGAUCCCAUCGUUGAGGAAGAUAUGGAAGAUCGACAACUUGACGAUAAAUCAGAGUGCUACAAAGCUGCCGAAUUCACCUCUUACACGUCUCAAAAAACUUUUCUGAUGCGAGUGAAGAUAUUAAAAUUUGCUAAUGACAAGAAAACAGUGAUUGCGAUGGACAUCGACUCUGGAAAGAUUUAUCAUCCUGAAUGCAGCAAGCUAAAGAUGCUUCCUGAAGAGUUGCAUCCAAAAAACAUUCCCCCAUUCGUAACUAUUGGAAGAUUUCCAAAAAAUACAAAAAAACAUUUAUUGGAACCAAAGAAGAUUGUUUCAGUAACAGCUGGAUGGCCGAAAGAUUAUAACUUUUAUCAUAAAGAAUUUUAUCACUUGAAAAAAAUGCAAUAUAAGCGAGGAGAAGCCUUUGGAAGCCUUGGACUCAAGUUCGCCAUUCACCUCCAUGAUUUCAAGAUUGAGGAGAACGAAGAAGAUUUCUUAAAUUUCCUUGACAGUGAGGACGAAAUAGACCCGGAGAAACCAGCCGAAUUCAUCAAUUUGAAGAAGAAGAUCACCAAAAAGUCGCCGUGGCUUGUCUCUGAAUCACUCAGCCACAGUUUCGAUUGCGAAGUUCAAAUGUCAUCCCACCAGUUCCAUAAUUUAUCAAACAAGAUCAGAGAACUCCUGCCGACACUAGAAGAUUCUAUUCUCGAAGAUUCGGCACUAAUUCAAAUUUGCCACGUGCAAACACAUCACUUGAUGGCCGUCUUUGUUCUUCAGCAUCCAUAUAAGAAACGAGAAGAAGAUCGGAUUUAUGAAGAAGAUCUAGAAGUCGAAGAAGAGGAUGAGCUCGUAUUAGUUCGCACCAAUUUAGUCACUGAAGACAAAUUCAUGUAUUACAGAGCGCUUGUGCUGGAGAGAGAUGACUUCAAAUCGAAAGUAGAGCUUAUUGACUGUGGCGCACCCGCAAUUGUCGACAACAAAGAUAUUUUCUAUUUACCGAAUAGAUUGAAGCAAAUUACCUGUCCGAUUAUACGAAUAGAGCUAACUGGCCAUGCAAGACGAGUUGCUGAAGCUUGCACGAUUCCAAAGCAGUACAAUGGAAUAAACCCAUUCGCCAAAUUUGCUAAAUUCAAGCGAGGGUUCUCAAAGAAUAACCCUUGGACAAACGAAGAUGUGCUCAAAGAAGUCUGCUUCAGAGAAAUGGCUAAAGUUUUGAUCGUUGGUUCUAACCGUGGCAUUGGGCUCGAACUCGUUCGACAAUUUGCUGCUCGCGGUGACUCUGUUUGGGCGACUUGUCGAAAAGCAUCUGAUAGUCUAAAAGAAGUCAAGAAUGUCACUGUUAUUGAGAACAUUGACGUCGGCAAGGAUGAAGCUGUUGAACUGAUCAAAAACAACUCCACGUUUCCCGAAGCAUUCGAUAUUGUCGUCGCCAACGCUGGCGUCCUAAACCGAGAGUCGUUUGACGAUCUCCCUGGCUCCGAAGGAAUACUCAACCAAUUCAACGUCAACGCCAUCGGUCCGCUCCGCGUUGCGAAGGGUGUUGAAGGAAGACUCAAAGCUGGAUCUAAAUUCAAUGUCAUCACUUCGAGAAUGGGAUCAAUCGCUGAUAACGGUUCUGGAGGCAUGUAUGGCUACAGAAUGUCCAAAGCAGCAUUGAACGCAGCGGCUACAUCGCUAAAGCAUGACUUCAAAAAAGUCGAUGUUUCGGUUGGAAUCAUUCACCCGGGAUACGUCAGAACGGACAUGACUGGCAACAACGGUUUGAUCAAUGCUGACGAGAGUAGUUAUAGUAGUGACUGA
Oikopleura dioica is the source of this 3234-nucleotide messenger RNA. Lineage: Eukaryota; Metazoa; Chordata; Appendicularia; Copelata; Oikopleuridae. The record is from the annotation of a GenBank genome assembly.